UGUUCAGGUAAAAGGAAGAGAGGGAGGGACUGAUCAGGCCAGAGAGGAAGGAGAGGAGGAGAAAGCCAACAGAAACCAAAGAUGACUGUGUGAAGCAAAAUGGAUCCAACCAAGCCCAGCCUGUCCCCGAAAAUGCCUUAUGUAAACAACGAAGGACUUGAAUCAGUAAUGAAAGAGAUGCUUCAGAGACAAAACAGCUUGAAUGGAGAGAAACCAAAGGAUGCAGAAAGCAGAGAGACAGAUUUUGUUGAUGGACUGACAACAACUUUAGAGAUAUCCCGCCGCAGGGGGUCUGCAGACAAAAACAAAUACAGCACGAUUGGCUACCAGAGGAAACCCAGGCAAAAGGUUGUGACUGACUUUGCAACUCUGAGUAAAGGAUCAUCUUCGGGAUCCAAAUCCAGAACGCCGCUUAAGCAGGUGUUUAGUGUGGUCAACCAGGGAGUGUCUGAGAAAACGUCUGAGGAAAGAGGUCAGUUGGAUUUGUUGGUCAAAGACCUGGAGGCUUUUGCUGUUCCUGCCAGCCUGAAAUGGAUUUGGAAAGAAGAAAGCCAGGGUACAACACUGGAAAACAGCUGGACAGACUUAGUGAAGUCACACUCACAAAUGGCAAAAAAGCAGAGACACCAACAGGCGGCGCUGUGGGAGUUUGUACAGACUGAGCUUAUCUACAUCAACAAGCUGAAGAUCAUCAAAGACGUGGUUAUUGCUGCUCUGGUCAACCUGAACCAGCAUGACUUACUCCAGGAGGUGACCCCCGAGCUGUUGUUCUCCAACCUACCCUCCAUCCUGCAAGCUCAUCAGCUGUUCUGGCAGGAGGUGGUUUAUCCCAUGUUACAUCAAGUACGAACAACAGGCAAACCUUUUGACCCCAUGAGGUUGGAAGCCGGUUGCCUGCAGUUCCAUGAACGCUUCUCUGUCUACCAUCAAUACUGCUGGGAAGAGGAAAGCAACCUGGAGUUCACACGCAGGCAACUGGAGAGCAACCCCCAUUUCAUUGCUUUUGUGCAGUGGGUGGAAAAACACCCUCAGUGUGAGCGAAUGAGGCUUGGAGAUAUGCAAGCCAAACCACAUCAGAGGAUCACAAAGUAUCCCCUGCUGCUCAGAGCUGUGCUCAAAGAAACCCAGGAGCAUCGUGUUCAGCAGGCCCUCAAAGCAAUGUUAACCACUGUAAACAGUUUUUUAGAAAGUAUCAAUGGCUUCAUGCAGCUGAAAGAUGAGGAGCUGGCUCUCUCUAUCUCUGCAGAGAGGCUGGAGGGAUAUGAGGUGGAGGGAAUUAAUGAAGAAGUCGACAAGGUCGUCCGGGACGUCUGUCGGUUUGACCUGAGAUAUCCCAUUAGAGGAGUGGGUCCUAAUGUGGUACGUAAGCUGCUCCUGGAGGACAACCUGAAGCUACGAGGCAGAAAGGACAGCAAGGUGGAAGUGGUGGCUCUUCUGUUUUCAGAUGUUCUCCUUCUGACUAAAGUGCAGAAAAAAGCGGAGCGACUGAAAGUCGUUCGACCACCUCUGGCACUAGACAGAACACACUGCGACUCAUUGAAAGAUGGCUACUCCUUCGUUCUGGUGGAGGUGGGUGAGCUGCAGUGCAUGAUGAAUGUUUUCAUCCUUGUGACCAGCACCCCAGAAUGUUGUUCCAAAUGGGUCAAAAGCAUCCAGAGUGCGAAGGAGGAACUGUUGAGCCUGAGAAAGAAAGAAGACAACAGGCUGGACAACGUUAGGUUACAUCAGCUAGAGUCCAAACCUGCUCAAGACAUCAAGAAUGAUGACAUGGAGAUAGAGGAACAGCCCCUCAAGCCAUUAAAGCAGAGAAGCCUUAUGGAGGAACUUAACGAUAAAAUAAACAAGCAGUCGUUUAAUGGAUCCGAGGAAGCAAAUCAGAAUCAUCCAUCAGAUCAGUUGUCUCCAAACAACUCUGGACUGCCACCUAUGUACCCAAAGCAGGGCAGCAACACACAGAAUUCAGUGCGUAAGAACAUCCCGACUCGCCAGCCAGCAUUUAAACAGGAAUGGAUAGAAAUGGGAACAAGGAAAGGACUUGCUAGGAAACCAUUGGAGGAAGAUGGGAAAAUAGUUGAGACUCAGUUGACAAACAAUCAAAGUACAAUGUGGAAACACAGGGGGGAUUUGGUUUCUAAAUCAGUCAAUCAUUUCACUCCAAUUGAAACUGCAGGUCAAGGAAGAUACAACCCUCCUAGACAACCAAGACGUCUAAUAGAUGAACUUCCAGAUGUUGACUACCCCACAGAUGAUGAGACUACUUUACAAGUUCCUCAUGAACCAAUAAUCAUGUCUAGGCAGCAGUUUGUAAGACCACCUGUAGAAACACAAAUAUUAAAAAGAAGCAACUCAGAUAUGCAACUCACGACACAGGACACCAGGAAAAACUCUGUCUCCAGUCAUAUUGGAGAUGCAGAAACUCCCCCUGACACUGCUGGCUUCCCCCAAAACUUAAAAUCUCCUGGGUUACGGAAGAGAAGGCCAGGCAGCACCAAUCAGGGCCCUCCGACUCCAACAUCCAAGCAGUUCCUGCAAGAGCCAACUCAAUCUCUGGCUGCUCCAAGCAGUUAUUUGAAUUCAGACACUGAAAACAGCUUAAACCCAAAGAGAAACUCUCUUCCUGCUAGGUUUAACUUAGACCCCCAACGAGGGGUCAGUCCAAUCCCCCAGAGGUCCACCAAAAGCAAGACUCCAAAUCCACCCUUGAAGUACUCAUCGGACAUUGAAGCCUUUUCUGAAUCUGAGCUCCCAGAAAUGAAAUUCCAGAACAUAAAGCCCAAAUUUAAAGACUUCAGGAGUUCCUCCAGUCCUAACAUGCUAAGCAGAGAAGGGCAGGGACCUCGUAGACCCUCUGAUAGCUUGUACACAUCAACCAAAGAGGAAGAACGUCCCAGCUCAGGAUACAACCCAAAUGAGCACACUUCACGUGUUGAGGGAGUUUUGGAAAGAGCCAAAGAAAGGGCAAAAGAUAAAGGUGGAAUAAAAAAAGACAAGCAAGCAAAUGCAACCAGUCCAAAGUCAAGAUACCUGCGUCCUUCCUCCCCAUUUUACAAUGCCCCGUCGCCCACACCCAGCGAGGGAGGUAAUGAAACAGAUGUGGAGGAGGUGGCACUGAUCAGACCCACAGUCCUCACAGUGAGUGCAGGAUGGAAGGAACAGCUGGUGGACGGAGAAGAGGAUGACAAAAGCAGCAGUAAUACCCCUUUAAAUGGCGUAAAUGUGGACUGGACAGGCUGGUGCUUCGAUGACGACGAAGUCAUGGAUCACAUUGCUCCCAGAGGGGAAGGACUUCUGGAGGGAAUCAGCCGAGUUUUGCCUGACUGGGGUUUCAUUGAAGGUCAAGAGCAAGACGAUGGAGAAUACAGUCAGGUGUAAAUCUGGAAAAAGACCCUCAGUGAGCAAUACAAAGUCAGUCCUGUUAAAUUAGCUCAAGACCUGGCAGUGAGAAUGAAAUGUUUAGCUAAAGAAUAAAAAAGCAGGAAUGCAGAUUGAUAAGUAUGAGUUAUGGUUGCACUAGCAAAUGCAAAAAAUGUUUCUUCAGUAUCAAAAUUUAUGAGCAAAGCUAAUUUGUAAAAUAUUGUAAAAUAUUCAGAAUCAUGAAUAUACUGUAAAUUCUGCAAUUUUAUAUUGUGAUUUAUAUCAUAUUUUAUUUAUAUCACCCACAUCUUCUCUUUUAGCAGGAGAAUUCUGUACAUUAGAAAUAAAAACAACUUUAUUUC
This is a messenger RNA of Cyprinodon tularosa, 3716 nucleotides long. RefSeq names its product pleckstrin homology domain containing, family G (with RhoGef domain) member 6 (gene plekhg6). Gene Ontology annotation, biological process: endothelial cell migration; Rho protein signal transduction. Lineage: Eukaryota; Metazoa; Chordata; Actinopteri; Cyprinodontiformes; Cyprinodontidae. Bases 100 to 3372 code for a protein of 1090 amino acids. The record is from RefSeq and is a predicted model, not a curated record. The transcript is spliced from 15 exons. Gene Ontology annotation, cellular component: axon; endocytic vesicle; plasma membrane. Gene Ontology annotation, molecular function: guanyl-nucleotide exchange factor activity.